Molecule: messenger RNA, 1228 nt
Organism: Etheostoma cragini (Arkansas darter)
Lineage: Eukaryota; Metazoa; Chordata; Actinopteri; Perciformes; Percidae
Gene: tnfb
Product: tumor necrosis factor b (TNF superfamily, member 2)
Exons: 4
Coding region: 262-1017 (251 amino acids)
Biological process (GO): immune response
Cellular component (GO): membrane
Molecular function (GO): tumor necrosis factor receptor binding
Source: RefSeq, a predicted model, not a curated record
ACUGCUGCUGCCUUCUGCAAUGUCUCCACUUACAAAGUGACAUCACUGGAGUUUCCCUGCUGCAGAAGUGGCUGCCACGCAUAAAUACUACAAGCUCUUUGGCAGAAGUUCACUCUAAACACAAUAGCAACACAAAGUAAGAACUAUCACCACAGAGCACUGGAAGCACCUGAGGACACAGACACAGCAUCCAGCCAAGUGUUUUAAUUUAUAGAUUUUUUUCUAAACUGCAAGCAGUAAACCCUCAGAGUUGUGCACAGUAUGGUGGCCUACACAACAACACCAAGUGAUGUGGAGAUGGGUCAGGAGGAGACGACGAUGGUUUUGGUAGAAAAGAAGUCCUCCACUGGGUGGAUAUGGAUGCUGUCUGUGGCCCUUCUCACUGUGGCCCUUUGUUUAGGAGGCAUCCAGCUGUUUGCUUUGUACUGGAGCAGAAAGCCGGAAAGUAUGACACAACCAGGCCAGACAGAAACGCUAGUCAAGAAGGACACUGUUGAGAAAGAUCCCCACUACACGUUGAGCCGAAUCAGCAGCAAAGCCAAGGCAGCCAUCCAUUUAGAAGGUUACGAAGGCGGCAAGAGUUUGCCUGACCAGCUGCAGUGGAGAAUUGAUCAAGGCCAGGCGUUUGCUCAGGGCGGCUUCAAACUGGUGAACAACCAGAUUGUUAUCCCACAAACAGGCCUCUACUUCGUCUACAGCCAGGCCUCGUUCAGAGUGUCCUGCAGCGAUGGCGACGACGAGGAAGCGGGAAAACACAUCACACCUCUCAGCCACAGGAUCUGGCGCUACUCCGACUCCAUAGGCAGCAAAGCCUCUCUGAUGAGCGCGGUGAGGUCGGUGUGCCAGAACACUGCUCAGGAGGAUGUCUACAGUGACGGACAGGGCUGGUACAAUGCCAUCUAUCUUGGUGCAGUGUUUCAGCUAAACAAAGGAGACCGACUGUGGACGGAGACCAACCAGCUAUCAGAGCUGGAGACCGACGAGGGAAGGACUUUCUUUGGUGUGUUUGCACUUUAAAAUUACUCUUUGCUGUGAUACUAAUAGAGGCAAUACAAACUCUGCAAAAGUGCCAUCAUUUUUGGCUUUAAAAAAAACAAGUCUGUUUUUAUUGUUGUUAUUAUUAUUAUUAUUACAAGUAGUAGUAGUAUUAUUCAUCUUAAUGGUGAUGCGGUAGUGUUUGAAUCUCAAUGGAGAUAAAGCUUGUAGCCAAACAGGUGGUACAGAUUUU